Messenger RNA from Mytilinidion resinicola, 1610 nucleotides. RefSeq names its product amino acid transporter. Lineage: Eukaryota; Fungi; Ascomycota; Dothideomycetes; Mytilinidiales; Mytilinidiaceae. Gene Ontology annotation, cellular component: membrane. The record is from RefSeq and is a predicted model, not a curated record. Gene Ontology annotation, biological process: transmembrane transport. The transcript has 3 exons. Bases 1 to 1578 code for a protein of 525 amino acids. Gene Ontology annotation, molecular function: transmembrane transporter activity.
AUGGAGCAAGAAAAGGACAUCGCAAAGGCCCCUUCGCUGGACUACGAAACCGGCAAGUCCAGCUUCCUCGACGAAGAUGCCAUGAAGCUCGCCGAGAUGGGCUACACCCAGGAUAUGAAGCGCAACUUCUCUGUCUGGUCCGUCUUGGGUGUGGGAUUCUCUCUCACCAACUCCUGGUUCGGUAUCUCCGCAGCCAUGAUUACUGGUAUCAAUUCAGGAGGACCGCUUUUGAUCAUCUACGGCAUCAUCCUUAUUGCGCUCAUCUCGACCUGUGUCGGUAUCUCGCUGUCUGAGCUGGCGAGUGCCUUGCCGAAUGCUGGAGGCCAGUAUUUCUGGGCGAACGAGUUGGCUCCGAAGCGAUAUGCCAAUUUCGCGUCCUACCUCACUGGAUGGUUUGCGUGGACCGGGUCUAUCUUCACCUCUGCGUCUGUGGCUUUGGCUAUGGGUAGCGCAUUGGUAGGAUGCUGGCAGCUUGGCCAUCCUGAUUUCGUGAUCAAGCCAUGGCAUGUGUUCGUCGCGUAUCAAAUCACGAACAUAUUUUGCUUCUUCUUCAACUGCUACGGAAAAACCCUGCCCAAAGUCGCAACCUUCACCCUUUGGAUCUCCCUUGUCUCCUUCUUCGUCCUCCUUGUCGCAGUACCUGCCUCAGCACCUACCCACCAGCACGCCAAAUUCGUCUUCGCCACCUUCAUCAACAACACGGGCUGGAGCCAGAACGGCAUUGCCUUUAUUGUGGGUCUCGUCAACACUAACUGGGCUUUUGCGUGUCUAGACUGCGCAACGCAUAUGGCGGAAGAGGUACAUAAGCCGGAGCGCAUGAUCCCCAUUGCCAUCAUGGGCACCGUCGCCAUCGGUUUCGUCACCUCCUGGUUCUUCUCCAUCUCCAUGUUCUUCUCCAUUGUUGGCGACUUCUCGGACAUCGCUGGAACCUCCACCCUUGUACCCAUCUUGGAGCUCUUUUACCGUGCCUUCAGCGAAAACACCGCUGGUGCCAUCUUCGCUGAGAUCCUAAUCAUCCUGACUGGAUAUGGCUGCUUGAUUGCGAGCCACACAUGGCAGAGCCGGUUGUGCUGGAGCUUUGCGCGUGAUAGAGGUCUUCCGGGGCACCAGUGGUUGUCGAAGGUCCACCCAACGCUCGGUGUGCCUGUGGUCGCCCAUUUCGUUAGUUGCGCGUGGGUAGCUGCCGUGGGUUGCUUGUAUUUGGGAUCCUACACUGCCUUCAACUCCAUGGUCACAGCCUGCAUCGUCCUCCUCUACGUCUCAUACGCCAUCCCAGUCGUCUGCCUCCUGAUCAAGGGCCGCGACAACAUCCAGCACGGCCCCUUCUGGCUCGGCCCUAUCGGCCUCUUUUCGAACAUUGUCCUCCUGGCCUGGACCCUGUUCACGAUCAUCAUGUACAGCUUCCCAUAUGCCAAGCCCGUGCUUGCUAGCAACAUGAACUAUGUCAGUGCCGUGUAUGGCGUCGUCAUCACGCUCAUGACUACUGACUGGGUUGUGCGCGGACGUAAGAGCUACAGAGGUCAGGAAAGUCGGCAUGCCGAGGUCGAGGAUGUUGUCCGAAGGGAGAGCGUGGGAUAAUAGUCCUUGGUGGAUUGGCUUCCUUUUCAAAC